CAAAAAAAAACAUCAUCCUUAGCAAAUUCACUUUUCUUCUUUGAAAAAUAACAAAAUGAAAUUCACAUUGUUAUGCGCGACUUUGUUGGCCAUCAUUAAUGCCAUACUUGCUUAUCAAUAUGAAAAUUAUCAAGCUGAAUUACAAUCAGCAGUUCAGCAGCCACAACCAACGGUAAGCUAUGCAGACACUUCCGAUGGAUAUAUACCUGCCGGCAGUAUAAGUAUUCCAAGAGGAGUAUAUCGACAAUCACAAACAAAUGGAGGAUAUCAAGCUCAAUCAUCGGUUUACAGUAAACUUGGUGCUGAUUCAUACACAGCAUCUAUACGUGGAUCACAACGUAAUAUUAAAGUUAUUGAUGUUCCAUCAACAUAUUCAUUACCAGCCGAAACAAUGACAAUACAAAUACCUCCAAGUUCACAGCCAUUAACUUUUAUUCUUCAAUCUCGAUCGAGCGAAUUGAAUUUACAAUCAUCUCAUAAAUCGGAUCCUGGUUCAUAUAAAGAAACGAAUUCAGAAGAUGGAUUACAUGUCCUUGUACAUACAGUAACUCGACCAGUAUUACAAGAAAUACGUGAAAUUAUUACUCCAUAUCGUAGGGUGACACAAGAAAUCAAACCAGUACAAGAAACGGCUGAAACAUUGGUUGCCCAGGAUAAACGUGGUUAUAGUAACAAUGCAGAAUCUUCACCUGUACAACCAGCUAAACCAAAACAACAACAACAACAACCAACUGCAUUAGCACAAAAACCAUUGAAAUUGGCUCCAUCACCAAAACCGCAGCCAAAAUCACAAUCACAACAACAAAAUUACAGCCAAAUUCAACAAAAAUCAAUGAAACCAGUUGCAAAACAGCAACCAAUCAAUCGUCCAAAUCCACCAGCACCAGCAGCACAAAAGCCAAAAGCUUAUUGAAAAAAAUUAAUUUGAUAUUCUCUCAAUGAUCUUAUAAUCAAUGAUUUAAAAAUUAACCCUUUUAAUGUUUAAUGAAAAAACC
Dermatophagoides pteronyssinus (European house dust mite) is the source of this 995-nucleotide messenger RNA. RefSeq lists its product as uncharacterized. Lineage: Eukaryota; Metazoa; Arthropoda; Arachnida; Sarcoptiformes; Pyroglyphidae. The record is from RefSeq and is a predicted model, not a curated record.